GUGCAUGCUACAAGUCUUUUUUUUAUGAGCAUAACCACCAUUAUGUAGAUUUAUUUUGCGCAUCUUUGACAAGUGAAGGAAAUUCAUAAAAUGGAUUCAUCAAUAUUUUGUUUUGUCAGCUUCUUCUGGGAAAGGGCUCUUCUCGGACUCAACAACCUCCGUCAUCUGAGUUUGACAGCUACAGCAGGUGGCUAAGGACUGUGGGUAUUCUUUGCAUCAUUCACAACACCCCUGCUCUGCUGUGUCGCUGUCUCCAGGAGGACAGUGUCUUUUAGAUAACAGCUACAAUGGGCUGCUCACCAUCCAAAGGUAACAAUUUUGGGACUUUGGGUUCCAUGAGGAAGAGCCGAAUGCUGCCUUCUGCACCUCAAGAAAACCCAAGGCAAUUCACAGAAGAUGGAAAGAACUGUAAUUCAACUAUAUCCACAAAUGUGGAUAUAAAGGAGAGGAAGACAUCUGGACGAAGCCAGGUAUUUCAGAAGGAGGCAUAUUUGACACCGCAAACAAAGAGAUCUAUGACCGAGCCUGGUCCAGAAGCAGGGAACAUGGAUAAUUUAGGGAGUCAAGGCAUGGACAACAACAAGAAAAAAGAGAGAAAUCACGACAAACAGGAUGUAACAGAGAAAAAGUCUGGAAGAAAACCAAAGAAAAACUCCAGAGGUGCAAAAGUUCUUAAAAAGAAAGAUAAAGACAAACUAUCUGCUGAGCUCAAAGUGGACUUCCCAGAACCACUGGUAAAGGCUCACCAGGCUGCUUAUGCAUUUUUGAAUCCUAGCAUAAACAAGUAUGAUAUUCUUCUUGGACUUUUGGAACAAGCAACCGAAACUCAAUUUUCUGUGCAGCCUAUGGUUGCUUUCAUGGCUCUACGCUAUGAGGAAAUAAAUCAGGAACUGAAAGAGAUGGCAGAUGAGGGAGAAAAGGUUUUAAAAGAAAAUGGAGGACAUCUUGCUUGGACGAGUCAAAUGAAAAACCUUUCAUCUUCUGCACCUCUGAAGUCUGGUUUUGCUAGCACUGAGCCCCCACCGGAUUUGCUGCAGCAGCUGCUUCAGUACACCACACAGAGAAUGCGAAAUGUGAGCCACACUGUUGGUGGAAUUGGCGAUUCUGCCUUGGAGGAGGCAGUGGAGUACUUUGCCUCAAUUUCAGAGGUCUUAGAGGAGAAACUGAGAGUCAAGCGUGCAGUAGAGACUAGGCUAAUGCAACUCUUAUCACAUAUUGAAAUGGCCUCUCUGCGCAAGCCUGGGCCAGAGGACUCUGCUCUGUUUAGUGAGGACAGUGGAAUUGGAGCGGAGAUUGAAUCCCUUGCUGGAUCUGAAAGACACCACAGACGGGAGAGUUGUGAGUCCACUGGAACAAAUAGAGCUGCACUUGUCAGUCCUAUGGAAUACACCUCCAUGAACAUUACACAGGGUGUCUUAAAGCAAAAGCAAGUAAGUCCAAGUGUUUCCCUCACAUCACUCAAUUCACUCGGCUCUAUGUGCACUAUAAUGGCUAAUAAUGACCAAAGAGACUCAUUGCUGGGAUCAGUCUCCUUUGAUGAUGGGGGGGAAGAUGAAAAUGAUAAUGAAGAGGAAGAAGAAAGGUACAUUAAAAAUGUCCAAGUAGGGAUUAGAAAGCGAUCCAAUUCUUCACCAGUACAACAUGACCAACAACCACGUCGCUUACCCCCUAAGCGCAUUGAGAAUCCACAAAAUGUAGAAAUGACUCUUAAAAUGAAAAAUGCAAUAAGUGGUAGGAUACAAUUUGUUCCAUCACAGAACACAAGUGCCAAAACGAAACUAGCAGGCAGCCCAAGAAAAAGUAGACAGUGGACAGAUGAGGAGGACCAAUCUGCAAGGAGACCUCAAACAGCAGCACCUGUUCGAAAGGCACUAGUAAAAAGGACCACAGUGACUGGACAGCAACGAUCACGGUCAGCGGAAUCCUUGAGGAGUAAAGGUGAAGAUCCGACUCUGCUUGAACUAGAAAGGACUCAAAGGGAUUUAAAUCAGAGAUUGCAAAGGAUGACUAAAAGCAAGGCAGGGGUCAACACAAGGACAGCUCUAUCUAAGCACAGUCAAGGUAGCUCACCAGCACAGUCUCCAGCAAUCAUUCGCAAACAGCCAGAAAGGCACAGCAAUCCCCAACCACUUAAAGGGAAAUUAGACUUAAAAAGGCAAAACAAUAAAAAACAGGAUGAAACCAAUGUUACAGAAGAGGACAAGCUGAAGAAAAAUAUAACAUCUAGGGGUCCUGUAAAGGCCACCCCACCCCCAAGCCCUCCUUCAUCACCACGGCCAUCUUCAGGUCUACGCAAAGGCCGGAACUCAGUCAGGAAACUGAUUGAUACCUUUAGUCAAGGAAUAGAGGAACGAGACGAUCCUAAAGUUCUGGGGCCACUAAAAGGAGUACGGAAGUGUGGUGUCCCUGUGUUACCUGGUUUAGGAAAUAUGGAGGCAGUGCUAAGCACCGGAUUAACCAGCUGCAGGCCUGGUAAAACUGAUGAUUUAGAUCUGGACAGUCUUCCUCCACCUCCACUGGAAGUAUUAAUGGACAAUUCGUUUGAAGGUGUCCCGAGUCUUUCAACAGUUGUAGCAGAUGAUUGGGCUACUAAAGUUGGCAAAUCCCCUGUGUUGAAAAGGACAGCUGUAUCACAAAAACUGAGGGCCUCAGUUCUGUCAGCGACAGUGCUACCAAGCAAAGGAGGCUUGCCACAGGCCUCCAAGGUUGUUUCCUUUGUGAAAGCAGAUCAACAAGAUGCAUCUGCUCCAUCAAAGUUUAGCCAACCAGACUCACAACUGAGGUCUGACCCAGGAAAUGAAAGGUAUUCUUUGCACCAACAAUCAAGGAAGAUAAUUCACCUUAGAAGCUCUUCAGGCUCUCAGACAGAGAGCUAUUCAACAAGUUAUGUAGAAACUAAUCCACCUUCAGGUCAAGAAGAAUCUGAAGACUUUCAAGAUGGUGGCAACAAAUCAGUGCCUGGACCUGACACUGCAUUGUCUACAUCAUCUCUUUCUUUGGUCGUCAAUAGCCAACCACCUGCCACCCCACCUAAAUCAAGGAGUCGAAUGUUACCUUCCACACCAUCUACACCAAGCAGCUUACAUCGAAGCCUUCCCAGUCCAAAUUUAAAAAGGCAACCCACUCCACCAAUUUCAGCUAGCCCUCCUCUAAACAGGAAACUCCCCACACCACCAGCAGUCCAGAGGAGGCUCCCCAGUCCGCCUGUGGCAAAACAGAACAUCUCAUUCUCAUAUCCUUUCAAAGCACCUUCUCCACCUGCCUCACCAAAAGUGCAAAGAUGGUCAAGAGAGAACAGCAGUGAAGACUCUUCUAGUGCCCGGAUGAUUAGUAAUGCACGUUCAGUUUUCUGUCCUGUGUCCCCAUCCCUGUUUGAGGCCCAGCCUUGUUCAAUUCCCCAACUACCAGAAGCGUGGACUUCUACUGGGAUGUCUUUUCUCUCACGUCGCUUUGGAGGUCACUCAAGGUUUCCUGUAUCCGUUCAAGGACCACGCCCCUUCAUCCGACGUAGUCAUUCAGACAGAAGGCAGAGUUUAUCUUCAAUAGCAAGGCAACCAGGCAUCUCAGUGGCCGAGACUUGUGGGAGUGAGCCAGCAAUAUACUCAAAAGGGCUGGACAAUGAACCAACCAGGGACGAUGAAUUAUGGGGUAGCCAAUCAGACCUCAGAGCUACACCACGCUCUGCAUCACACCCAGAUCUGUGUGUUGUUGGCCAGGCCUUGUACAAAGACAGAACAGGCCAGUGAAGGGAUUAUGGAUUAACAGGCUUUACAGGAUUUACAGAGAUGUUGUUUAUUCCACGGAGAACACAGAGGAGCUAUUUCUAUUCACUUGUUGUUGCUAAUAUCAUGUGAACCUGCUCUUGAAUUUAUUUUUGGCCUGAAUGUGUUUCAUAAAUACAUUUUUUUUAUUUACAAUAUAAAACUUGCACGUAUAUAGUCAUUGAUUUUAGCAGUUCAUUCAGACCUAUGCUCACAUCAAAGUGCAGACAAUCUGCAGUGUCUUGGUGGCUCUGUUGUGAAAGGCUUUACUCCACAAUUACUGACAAAUUAGAUGUGUCAAUGAAUUAACCCGAAGAAACACAUCACAUCAAAUCAUUCCAUGAUUUAGUGCCUAUAGCCCUUUCUAGAAAUGAUUACUUAUAAUACAAUAUUGUCACCACCAAUUACAGAAUAUCAUAUAUCUGUCAAUCAGUAUAUUAUUUUAUUCUGUUAUUGUUUCCUGCAAACCAAAUUGUACCUGUCUGCCAUUACU
Messenger RNA from Solea solea (common sole), 4254 nucleotides. RefSeq names its product photoreceptor cilium actin regulator 1 (gene pcare1). The transcript is spliced from 2 exons. Bases 288 to 3746 code for a protein of 1152 amino acids. NCBI's taxonomy places the organism in Eukaryota, Metazoa, Chordata, Actinopteri, Pleuronectiformes, Soleidae. The record is from RefSeq and is a predicted model, not a curated record.